Molecule: messenger RNA, 1576 nt
Organism: Galeopterus variegatus (Sunda flying lemur)
Lineage: Eukaryota; Metazoa; Chordata; Mammalia; Dermoptera; Cynocephalidae
Gene: ZNF566
Product: zinc finger protein 566
Exons: 4
Coding region: 1-1467 (488 amino acids)
Biological process (GO): negative regulation of transcription by RNA polymerase II
Molecular function (GO): DNA-binding transcription repressor activity, RNA polymerase II-specific
Source: RefSeq, a predicted model, not a curated record
AUGCGUCUGUGCUUAGUAUGUAAUCGUGACUGUGAGCAGGUGCAGGAGCGAGGUGCUUGUGACAGUGCGGUUGUGACUGUGAGUGUCCCUCUGGUAAGUGUACGAUUGUGCUUAUGUGACCGUUUGAGGCCCAGGGUGUGUAGCCCUGUUGGUUUGGAUGUGAGUUUGCUGUACCCGAGUGUCCUCAUGGUGGGUGUGCGGGUAGGUUUCUGUGACUGGGAGUCAGUGAUAUUCAGUGAUGUGUCCAUAGAUUUCACUCAGGAGGAGUGGGAAUGCCUGAAUGCUGAUCAGAGAGAUUUAUACAGAGAUGUAAUGUUGGAGAAUUACAGCAACCUGGUUUCAGUCGGACAUUCCAUUUCUAAACCAAAUGUGAUCUCCUACUUGGAGCAAGGGAAGGAGCCCUGGUUGGUUGACAGAGAACUGACAAGAGGCCAGUGGCCAGUCCUGGAAUCAAGAUGUGAGAACAAGAAACUAUUUCCGAAGAAGGAAAUUUAUGAAAUAGAAUCAGCCCAGUGGGAGAUAAUGGAAAGACUUACAAGACAUGACCUUCAGUGCCCUAGUUUCAGAGAUGAUUGGGAAUGUAAUGGCCAGUUUGAGAAACAACAUGGCUCUCAGGAGGGACAUUUCAGUCAACUAAUAUUUACUCAAGAAGACAUGCCCACUUUCAGUCAGCAUUCAUCCUUUACGUUACAGAAAAUCAUUAAUAAUAAAGAGAAAUACUGUACAUCUGAAGAAUAUAGGAAAACCUUUAGGCAUGACUCACAAUUUACUACACAUCAGGUAAUUCAUACUACUGAGAAACCCUAUGAAUGUAAGGAAUGUGGAAGGGCCUUUAGACAUCCCUCAAGACUUGCUCAUCAUCAGAAAAUUCAUACCGGCAAGAAACCCUUUGAAUGUAAGGAAUGUGGAAAAACCUUUAUCUGUGGCUCAGACCUUACUCGACAUCACAGAAUUCACACUGGUGAGAAACCCUAUGAGUGUAAGGAAUGUGGAAAGGCUUUUAGUAGUGGCUCCAACUUUACUCGACAUCAGAGGAUUCAUACUGGGGAGAAGCCUUAUGAAUGCAAAGAAUGUGGGAAGGCCUUUAGUAGUGGUUCUAACUUUACUCAACAUCAGAGAAUUCAUACUGGGGAGAAACCCUAUGAAUGUAAGGAAUGUGGCAAUGCCUUUAGUCAGAGCUCACAACUUAUUAAGCAUCAAAGAAUCCAUACAGGUGAGAAACCGUAUGAAUGUAAGGAAUGUGAAAAGGCUUUUCGUUCUGGCUCAGACCUUACUAGACAUCAGAGAAUUCAUACUGGGGAGAAACCCUAUGAAUGUAAGAUAUGUGGGAAAGCCUAUUCUCAGAGUUCACAACUUAUUAGUCAUCAUAGAAUUCAUGCUGGUGAGAAGCCCUAUGAAUAUAGGGAAUGUGGAAAGAACUUCAAUUAUGGCUCACAACUUAUUCAGCAUCAAAAUUUGUACUGGUGAUAAAUCAAAAUACAUGAAAUAUUUAGGAAGAAUUUAUCUUGUUAAUAAUCCCUCUAGAUAGAAUAAUGUAGAAACAUUUUAUUUGUUGACUCAGCUUAUUCAGCCGAAG